AGGAGUCUUACCCUAAUGUAAGAUGGUGGCCCGUCUGGCUGUGGAACCCACCGAAAGCUGAGAGUCUCUCUCUCAGCCGUAAAGGUCGGACUCGCUGAAGCAAUCAGGCCCGUUUCUGAAGAGUUUUUUCCCCGACACUCGUUCAGUGGUCUCUUGUGAGGACGCGGCAACGCGUGGAAUCGGAUAAGGGAAAAGCGAGGCAAGGCAGGCGGGUCUUCGAAGUUCUACAGUUUAGUUCCUAGCGCUGAACCUCCUUCUCCCUUAAAUUAUUAUAAACUUUUGCUGCUGUUUAAUAAACGUGAAGAUGUCUCGCAGUCCUGAUGUGAAGGAAGACCCUGUGGAAUGUCCUCUUUGCAUGGAGCCCUUGGAGAUAGAUGAUAUCAACUUUUUCCCUUGCACCUGUGGCUACCAGAUUUGCCGAUUUUGUUGGCAUCGAAUUCGCACUGAUGAAAAUGGGCUUUGUCCUGCAUGCAGAAAGCCAUAUCCAGAAGACCCAGCAGUUUAUAAACCACUCUCCCAGGAAGAACUGCAAAGGAUAAAGAAUGAGAAAAAACAGAAACAAAAUGAGAGAAAACAGAAAAUAUCAGAAAAUCGCAAACAUUUGGCUAGUGUACGUGUUGUACAAAAAAACCUCGUCUUUGUUGUAGGUCUGUCUCAGCGCCUAGCAGACCCAGAGGUUUUAAAACGACCAGAAUAUUUUGGGAAGUUUGGUAAAAUACAUAAAGUUGUCAUCAAUAAUAGCACAUCAUAUGCAGGCUCACAGGGUCCAAGCGCCAGUGCUUACGUAACCUAUAUCCGGUCGGAAGAUGCUCUCAGAGCCAUACAGUGUGUCAACAAUGUGGUGGUAGAUGGCAGAACACUUAAGGCAUCUCUAGGUACAACAAAAUACUGCAGUUACUUCUUAAAGAAUAUGCAGUGUCCAAAGCCUGACUGCAUGUACCUACAUGAAUUGGGGGACGAGGCGGCCAGCUUCACAAAAGAGGAAAUGCAGGCGGGUAAACACCAAGAAUAUGAACAGAAGCUACUUCAAGAGUUAUAUAAAUUAAACCCCAAUUUUCUUCAGCUGUCUACGGGUUCAGUUGAUAAGAAUAAGAACAAAGUGACACCACUGCAGAGGUAUGAUACCCCCAUUGAUAAACCUUCCGAUUCUCUCAGCAUAGGGAAUGGUGAUAAUUCCCAGCAGAUAUCUAACAGUGAUACACCUUCACCACCACCUGGUUUAUCAAAAUCCAAUCCAGUCAUCCCCAUCAGUUCAUCCAAUCACAGUGCACGGUCUCCUUUUGAAGGGGCAGUAACUGAGUCACAGUCAUUAUUCUCAGACAAUUUUCGCCAUCCCAACCCUAUCCCAAGUGGGCUUCCUCCUUUCCCCAGUUCCCCACAGGCAUCCAGUGACUGGCCUACAGCACCAGAACCACAGAGCCUCUUCACAUCAGAAACAAUCCCAGUAUCGUCUUCUACAGACUGGCAAGCAGCAUUUGGCUUUGGUUCUUCUAAACAACCAGAGGAUGACUUGGGUUUUGAUCCCUUUGAUGUCACUCGAAAAGCCUUAGCAGACCUGAUUGAAAAGGAACUGUCAGUCCAAGACCAACCUUCCCUUUCGCCCACAUCUCUUCAGAACUCCUCUUCACACACUACAACCGCCAAAGGUCCGGGCUCUGGAUUCCUGCAUCCUGCUGCACCUGCAAAUGCCAACUCGAGUCUCAAUAGUACCUUUUCAGUCUUGCCACAGAGGUUCCCUCAAUUUCAGCAGCACCGAGCGGUUUAUAAUUCAUUCAGUUUUCCAGGCCAGGCAGCCCGCUAUCCUUGGAUGGCCUUUCCACGCAAUAGCAUCAUGCACUUGAACCACACAGCAAAUCCCACCUCAAAUAGUAAUUUCUUGGACUUGAAUCUCCCGCCACAGCACAACACAGGUCUGGGAGGGAUCCCUAUAGCAGGGGAAGAAGAGGUGAAGGUUUCGACCAUGCCACUGUCAGCCUCUUCCCAUUCAUUACAACAAGGACAGCAGCCUACAAGUCUCCACACUACUGUGGCCUGACAACAGAACUGAGAGGAGAGGAUUAGACUCUGGGGUGCUUGCAUGGGCAACCGGAUUUUUGCAUGACUCCUUUCUGAUUUUGCAUUUAAUGUAUACACCCAAAAGAGCCAAUAUAAACGUUCCUCAUGCCUACAACUAGUGUGUUACCUCAUAGUUGCUAAAGUAUUUCUUCAUUAGGCCUUUAACACAAUUUAUUAGCAUAAUAAUUUUGGCAUUGUUUCUCAUGAGUGAUACUAUUUUUUAACUCACACAAAUAAACUUGUAGUACUAUAAUUAAGAUCCCAGAUGAGAUUAGCUAGAAUUGUUAUUUUGGCUCUAUUAAUUGAAAAUAUUCAAAGAUAAUGGUAGUUCCUUGUUUUCUGAUUUGUGAAAAAAUGGUAAUAUCCUAAUAUAUUCAUGAAAAUUUGAAAAUUAAGAAGAUAAUGUCUUGCAUUCUUUGAAUACUUGAGAAGAAAGAAUACAUAUAAAACAAAAUUGGUGGUGUCAUUUAAUGCUCAGAAGAAUGUUGUCAGCAAUUGUUUGUAGUUGUAUGGAUUUAUCCUAUAUUAUGCAUUACAUGUUUAGAAACUGUCUUUGUUCUCUCUGAUUUGCACAUUUGCACUUUCUUUUUGAAUGGUUGUUAAUUAUAUAGAGACGCUUAAGAGAUAAUUAUUAUAGACUAAAUGCAAUAUAAUCUCUUUUCUAAUGCACUGCCUAGUAUACCGGGAAAUUGCCUCAGAAACAGAAUUUCAACUUACAGUUGAUUUAUCAGAAACUUGAAUAUGGGGUAAAUAUUGUAUGUGAGAAGCAACCAUAGUAGUGUAACAUUUUUAUUGGAAAAAUGGUAGUUCUGUGGGAUAUUUGUUUGGAAAUUUCAUUGUUUCACAAUUGAAGUGUGAUAAUAAAACUAUAUUACAAGUACCUGACCAGAAUGAGACUAAGGUGGAAGAGAAGAGAUUGGGGAUCCUCUAAAAUUAGGCCACGUAAGUUGUCAUAGGUAAUUUUAGUUAAUCACAGAGAAUAGUGGUGUACUUUAUUAGGCUAUAAUGUUGAAGUGAUGUUUUUGGAUAAUAGACAAUUUCUUGAAAUAGUUCUAAAGCUGAUAAUGAAAGAAAAUAAACUGAAUUCAGUUCUGAGCAUUAGACAAAAGCUGGUUCAGAAAACAUGACUAUGUUCUGCCUAAAUUAAGCAUCUGGGAAAAAAGGGGAAAGUCAGAUCUCCUCUUGAGAUUUUAAAAAAAAACAUUGUGAUAUAAAAGAUACGCCUUAAUUAAAAAAAUAUUAAAAGAGUAGCAUGAAUACCAAAAAAGGAAGCCUAGAGAUUUAAAAUAAUAAUAAUGAUAAUAAUGAAAUACCUUACUAGGAGUGAUACUUAAUAUCAUGUUGGAGUUGGAGUUUUCAGGGUUCCCUCUCUAUGUAAAGUCUAAUAACUUUCUAUUAGAUAUAAUACACAAGUUAAAUGGGUUUGUCCUGAGGUAUAGUGGGUAAACUAAAAUCUAUUCUUAGAUAUCCUUCAAUUUGGUUAGCUGAGGGUGUAGAAACAACUAAUUAUCUAGCCAUUUUAAUUAUUUUUGUAAAAUUCUGCAUAAAUGAUAAUCUCUAACUUCUAUCUAGAAAUGACUUUAAGACAGCGUUAUGAGAAAUUUAGAAAAUACAAAUAAAAUAUUGUAGAUUUCUUAGCCUUUUAGCAUGUGUUGAAUAUGAAGUCUUUUAGUAUGUGUUGAUUAUGGUUUCAUUUUUGCUGUGAGAGGCCAAGACAUCCACUUAAUGUCUCCCGUGGUGCUGAGGCUCCUUGGCUUUGUGAACAAACUUGGGCUCCCUGUAAUAGGGCUUACUAGCGCAUAGUUUUCUCCAGCCUUCAGUGCAAGCCUUUCAUCACUCAGAUCUUCUUACAAAAACAUGAGGUGGUUAGCUCCCAUUUACUUACUGUUUUGAGAGAUAUACUUGUUAAACAAGGCUUUUUUCCUGUGGUAGCUUUCUCUAUCCUUUCUCAUUCCUGGCCAUUGCCAUAAAACUGUCAGGUAGUUUACCAGACUUGCUAGAGCCCAGGACUGUCUUUCUGCCUGCUUCCCCUUCUGCCCCCGCCCCCACUUUCCACAUACACACCAUAAUGGGAAAAAUGCUUUCUUGGGUAAUUAGGCUUCAACUUAGAUAUUUUCACAUAUACUAGCUAAAGAUUAUCAUUUAACUAACUGUAAUUCCAAGACUUUGUAAGCCUAAACAAGUAAGCUUCGCUGUUUUGCUUACUUAAUAUAUAUAUUAUGGUUUUAAAAAGUGAAGUCUUAAAGUCAGUCAGAAUUAAUUAUACUAAAACACAGAAAAAGUUACACAACAUGUGAAAGAAAGUACUGCUUCACUUAGCAAGUAAAUUGAUGAAACCAAAUGAUGGUGAAGAAUGAGAAAUUCUAAAAACUUCAAAUUAGUUUUUGAUAAAUUCCUUCCUGAUUGAUCUGUCAUACACAAGGGAAACUUUAUAUGCUUUUAUAUCCUUAACUUUUAAAAAAACAUUUCAGAGCAGCAGUUCUUAGUGCCAGUGUGUAGGAUAUAGACCUGGGUUGAAUGAUUUUGAUCUUAUGAUGAAUGUCAAGUGCCUCUUUUUAAUUUCUUAAAGAUUCCAUUAGAAAAUAUUUUCUGAUUAAUAAUACUUUCCUUUUCAUUCUACUGUUGCAUUUUGUUUUUACAGGUGGUGCUUUUGUAUACUCUCCUCUUAUUUCAACGAAGCAUUAAUAUUUGAGUGCCUAUUCUUUGUAGUGAAUUGAGCUAGAUCUUGAGGGAUACAAGGCUGAAUAAAGUAUAGAUCCUAUUAUCAAGGGUAACAGUCUAGUGACAGUUUUAUUUCAAUUAUUUCUAUAGGGUCAGCUCUUGAUAUAUUUUAACCACAGGAACAGCCAGAGCAGUCCAGACUCAUUUCAUUAUUCAUUGCUCUGACAGUGGCAACAAAGGGUAUUGUAUACUGAUAUUUGAAAUUUUAAAAUAUAUGAUAAUUUGGAGAGAGUGAAAAAAAUUUUAACGGGAGAGACAUACAUUCAUUAUUCUAAUUUAAGUAUUUCUCAGUCGUGUGUGUGCUCAUGUCUUACUCUUAGUGUUGUGGCGAUUAAGUACAGCUUCCUCUAUAUAUGUUCUUUUAAAGAAAACUUUAGGGCUUCCCUGGUGGCGCAGUGGUUGAGAGUCUGCCUGCCGAUGCAGGGGACACGGGUUCAUGCCCCGGUCCGGGAA
Globicephala melas (long-finned pilot whale) is the source of this 5229-nucleotide messenger RNA. It is a transcript of the gene CNOT4, whose product is annotated as CCR4-NOT transcription complex subunit 4. The record is from RefSeq and is a predicted model, not a curated record. Gene Ontology annotation, cellular component: CCR4-NOT complex. Gene Ontology annotation, molecular function: RNA binding; ubiquitin-protein transferase activity; metal ion binding. Gene Ontology annotation, biological process: protein ubiquitination. Lineage: Eukaryota; Metazoa; Chordata; Mammalia; Artiodactyla; Delphinidae.